CAUGUGGGUGGCAAUGUAAGUAUGAAGGUACUUGUUACUUGCCAUGUGGCGUACCUUGCAACCGACUUCCGUGUAAUUUGCGAUGUGAAAAAUUAAUGGAUUGUGGGCAUCAAUGUUUUGGCCUUUGUGGCGAGAAAUGUCCUCCAUCAAAAUAUUGUGCAGAUUGUACUACAGAUGAUAAUGUCAAAAAUCAAGGUUUAUAUUUAAGACAAGUUGUUGAUCUGAUUAUGCAAGAAACCUUUGCAGACUUAGAUUGGACUUCCGAGAGAAUGGUCGUCUUAGAUUGUGGUCAUGUAUACACAGCAGAUAGCCUCGAUCAACUGAUGGAAAUGAAAGAAUAUUACGAAAUGGACGACAAAACCAACAAAUGGAUCCGGAUCAAAACAAUUACUUCACAACCAAGUGAUCCUAAAAGUUGUCCGCAAUGCCGUGCUCCCAUUAAAGAUAUUUUUCGUUAUGGAAGAGCAACAAAAAAAAAUGUUUUGGAUGUUCAAACCAAAAAAUUCUUGUUGAAAUAUAAUAAUCAACUAAAAAAACGAAAUAAAGAUAUAACAAAUGCUACAAAACAGCUGGAGAAUAACCGAAAAGAAUUUUUAAAAGAAAUUCAAAUACCGUUGAAAGAUAAAGAAAUGAAAGUUAUAGAAAAAAAUUCAAUGUCGCAAAAACUUCCGGAAAUUAUAUCAACAGAGCAAUAUACAUUUCUUAAACAAUAUUCUAUUCCAUUAAUGCAUGAAAAGAGAUGGAAUCAACAUAUAUCCGUACUUCUCGCCAUAUAUCGAAGGUUGAUGCAGCUAAUGUUGGCAACACAAUCUCCUCCGCAUAAACUUGCAUACGAGAAUGCAGUAUCUCUUCUAUAUGAUCACAAAACUCGAAUUAAUAUAUGUGAUCUCGACAAAAAUUUCGUGUCUUUGGAUAAUUUAAAUUAUGAUUCUCCCGUUCAUCAACGUAUUAAACUUCAAGAAACUUUGGCGGAAGUUGGGUUAAGUGCGCCAAAAGUGGACGUCAGAAUAUAUCUUGAUGCAUUUUUGGAAAUAGUUAAUAUUCAAAAAGUUAUUUUUCAUGAAAUUUUCCUGGUUAUUCCAGAGUUGUCAAAAAUAGCGAAAACGGAAAAUAAUCAAAACCAACCUUCUUAUGAAAAAAAUUGGGUUGAAUUUGGCGAAGAUAUAAUCGUAUCAAUUAAAAAGCAUCUUGAUAUUAUAAUUACGACAGCUCAACAAAAUAGCUAUCUUCGUCACGCAAUUCUGUCGUCGUUUGAGUUAGCAGAAGUUGAAUGUAAGGCUGAACGAUUUAGGCUCAAAUAUCCUCCUACAGGCCAAGUAACUCCUAUUAUUCAACGGUCUGUCGAAAAUAAAUGUUCUGAAAUUGAAAGGACAUGCGAAGAUAUUUGUAAUAAAAUGCUUCCUACAAUGAGUGCCGAAUAUUUUGAAAAACAAUGUAAUUUAAGAAUUGAAAAAAUUCUUCGAGAGGUUUCGGACCUUCGAGAUGCAGCUAUGAAGGAUAGACCUUUAACACAUGAAGAAAAGCUGGAAAUACGUAAAGCAAUGGAUAGCGAAUUUCGGGGAUCAGGACAUUGGUACCAGUGUCCAAACGGCCAUCCUUAUACAAUAGGUGAAUGCGGAGGUGCCAUGCAAGCUAGCCGUUGUGCGGAUUGUGGUGCGCCAAUUGGUGGCGGAAAUCAUAAUCUUGCUGCUGGGAAUAGUCUUAACACGGAAUUUGAUA
Dentiscutata heterogama is the source of this 1719-nucleotide messenger RNA. The record is from the annotation of a GenBank genome assembly. NCBI's taxonomy places the organism in Eukaryota, Fungi, Glomeromycota, Glomeromycetes, Diversisporales, Gigasporaceae.